This is a messenger RNA of Cervus elaphus (red deer), 1893 nucleotides long. RefSeq names its product anti-silencing function 1B histone chaperone (gene ASF1B). Gene Ontology annotation, biological process: DNA replication-dependent chromatin assembly. Lineage: Eukaryota; Metazoa; Chordata; Mammalia; Artiodactyla; Cervidae. The transcript is spliced from 4 exons. Gene Ontology annotation, cellular component: nucleus. The record is from RefSeq and is a predicted model, not a curated record. The coding region runs from base 295 to 903 and encodes 202 amino acids. Gene Ontology annotation, molecular function: histone binding.
CCCUCGCUUAUCCCUGAGAUGGAGCUCCACGGAUUGGUCCCGGGAGUCUCGGCGCGCGCCGACCGGCGCUCCAGGAUUGGCUGAGGAAGCGCUCGCGCAUUCCUGGAGCGUUGACGGUGAUUGGCCGUAGGGUGAGAGCCGGCUAUUUGAAGGAGGCGCGCGGACUAGAUACGCACUUCAGAUCGCGGUCAGAGGAGGCGGGAGCGGAUUUGGGCUAAGCUUCUCCGCUGACCCAACAGGACCCAGCCGCGGGCUCGGCCCCAGCUCUGGCCUCAGCCGCGACCCGACGAGGCGAUGGCUAAAGUGUCAGUAUUGAACGUGGCGGUGCUGGAGAAUCCGAGCCCUUUCCACAGCCCUUUCCGGUUCGAGAUCAGCUUUGAGUGCAAUGAGGCCCUGGCAGACGACCUGGAGUGGAAGAUCAUUUAUGUUGGCUCAGCCGAAAGCGAGGAGUUUGAUCAAAUCCUAGACUCAGUACUGGUUGGCCCCGUCCCGGCAGGGAGACACAUGUUCGUCUUUCAGGCGGAUGCCCCCAACCCAUCCCUCAUCCCGGAGACCGAUGCCGUGGGAGUGACCGUGGUCCUCAUCACCUGCACCUACCAUGGACAGGAGUUCAUCCGAGUCGGCUACUAUGUCAACAAUGAGUACCUCAGCCCCGAGCUGCGCGAGAACCCGCCCCUGAAACCAGACUUCUCUCAGCUCCAGCGGAACAUCUUGGCCUCAAACCCCCGGGUGACCCGCUUCCACAUCAACUGGGACAACAACAUGGACAGGCUGGAGGCCAUAGAGAACCAGGACUCCGCCCUGGGCUGCAGUCUCCCCCUCAGCUGCACCCCCAUCAAGGGCUUGGGUCUCCCCGGCUGCAUCCCGGGCCUCCUCCCUGAGAACUCCAUGGACUGCAUCUAACUGUGGGACUCCAAGGCCCUACUUGGGCCCAGCUGGGACCACGGCCAGUCUCUCCUGGCACAUCUGGAAGGGGCAGCCAGGCCUCCCGGAGAGCAUCGGGAAGGGCAUAUGGAGGACUUUGGGGCCAUCAGCUAUAUCCAGGCCAGUCACACUUGGCCCUCAGGAAGGAACGGGCUUCUGGUCUCUCCUAGCCCUGGCCCAGAGGGUCAUCUCCCCUCUACUGCCCAGGCCUGAAAGAACCUGGUACUUCAGUUCUUAAUUCUUUCGGAGCGUCCUUUCUCUCUUCUGCACACACUAUAAGCUCCACCUGCGGGUCAUUGUGCCACCGUCGUCCCAGGAGUGCCACUGACCCAAAACUUUUCCCACAGACCUCCCUGGCCUGCCUUGAGGCUUUCUGGUCAAUGCCUGGCAAGGCUCCGACCCUGUUGGGCCAAAGGCUCUGCCAUUCAUUUCCCUUCCCAACCAUCUGCACAGAUCCACCCAGCUGCCUGGAGUCCCCAAACUCGGACACAAUUUCUGUCCUUUUGCCAGAAUGAUUUUUUUAAGUCUUUUCAAUUCAGUAGCCCUCUGGAAAACUCUGUUCCCAAAAAGGUGAUCAGCAGGAUGCUAAGAUGGUUGACUCUUCUUUGGGUCACAGCCACCUUCCUCUUGCCUCCCAACUGGAUCUGGCUUUCCCUGGAGGCUGCCCCUUGGAGACAAUGGCGUGUUGGAGGGGCCUGCUUUUCUCAGUCUGUCUCAGUAUUGGUGUCAGGACCCCUCUGCUUCUGGCUGCCUUGAUCUGCACUCUGCCAAGACCCCGUGUUCUCAGGCCACAGUGCAGACCAGGGAAGCAGUAGGGACCCUGAAAACCUUCCUUCCCCUGCCAUGCUCCUCACCCUCACCCCUAUUCCCUCGCUGCUACGUGGAUGCUGUUGUGAUUGCAGUUUGUGUAUUAAAGGUUUUUAUAGUAAAUGUUUGGUUGGUCUGAAAAUAAAAAGCACUUCAUCUAGA